AUGGAGUAUCUCGAAGCCAUCGUCGAUAGCACCCACUCCCCUCCCCACUCGCGCUCACAGCCCACUGGACAUACGCGCUCGGCCUCUAACUACCGCACCCGUUCCCUAUCGCCGUUGCGUCCGCGCCCGAGCCAGCGCAGCUUUUGGGGCCUACGCAAAUCUACCGGCAAUGGCGCCUCGGCCUCGUCGGUCUUUGUGGUCGCCACUCUUCAUCUUCCUCUUCAUACUAUCGUCGCUCGCCACGCCCUAAUUACCUCACCCGUCUCUACAAGAAGCUGCGCCGUCUAUUGCGCGAUCUCAUCUACUACAUCCAGCGCCAUCCGCUCAAGGUCUUCACUCUCGUAA
Blumeria graminis f. sp. triticale is the source of this 345-nucleotide messenger RNA. Lineage: Eukaryota; Fungi; Ascomycota; Leotiomycetes; Helotiales; Erysiphaceae. The record is from the annotation of a GenBank genome assembly.